AUGAAGUUCAUCCAUCUCGUCGGACUCCUCGUGAGUGCGUCGCUCUUCGUCGUGGCAGACCUCACUGUGGCCUCCAACUCCUCACCCGUCGAGGCGUCGCCGAAACUGGACGUCGAGCCACCCAAGCAAACAAUCCACGCUCUUUCAACAGCCCACGGAAGGAACGAGGAACGAUUUCUGAUGGCGUUCUUCGACUGGUUGAUGUCCGUCUUCAGGUCGGGCAAGGUACGGGAGCUCGAGGGCAAGCUCCAGGACGUGUACAAGGUGGAAAAGGCCGCAGAUAUCGUCAAUCUGAUGGAACAUGCCCCGCCUCCAAACGACCAUGCGGCGCUCAACGUUAAGGUUGCUCGCAAAUUCGUCGAGAGUGACGAGUUCGUGGCCGUGUACAGACAACUGCAGAAGCACAACAAGGAGACGGCGGAUACGCACAUUUACUCGUUCCUCCGAACGAACCUCGGCGAGGACGUGGUCGCGCAACUGAUCGGCAUGGUGAAAGUCCACGGGAGCAGAAAGGGGAAGGAGAUGGCUGGAGGGCUUGAAAAAGCACAGUUUCGCGCCUGGUUCAAUGAUAGAACGAGUUUUGAAGAUGUCGUCGAGAAUCUCUUUCACAUGUCGCCUGGCGAGUUCAAAGCACUCGACGGGAAAGAGUGGAGAAAGAAGGUCAUUACCGACUAUUUCGAUUUCUACAAGCAGGAAGUUGUUGGCCACAGCAUGCCCGCGCAGCAGGGGCACCACGGACACCACGGGCACCACGGGCACCACCACCACCACUAG
Hyaloperonospora brassicae is the source of this 774-nucleotide messenger RNA. The record is from the annotation of a GenBank genome assembly. Lineage: Eukaryota; Oomycota; Peronosporomycetes; Peronosporales; Peronosporaceae.